This is a messenger RNA of Thermothelomyces thermophilus ATCC 42464, 3224 nucleotides long. RefSeq lists its product as uncharacterized. The record is from RefSeq and is a predicted model, not a curated record. The transcript has 2 exons. NCBI's taxonomy places the organism in Eukaryota, Fungi, Ascomycota, Sordariomycetes, Sordariales, Chaetomiaceae. Bases 181 to 2769 code for a protein of 862 amino acids.
AUUCCAGUGGAUAACCGUGCCGUCCCGCGUUUCGGCUGCUUGACUAGGUGGCGCUCUUCAGCGGGUCAUUUACCGUAGCUUGUCAAGGCGCUGGCGUUCCCGAAAGACCGGGCGGCAGUGGGGUGUAAACAAUAAAGAUCGGUCGCUAGGGCGUCUUGCGGCCACAGCUCCCAGCCAAACAUGUCUUCCGCCACUACCACCACAUCGACCUACAACACUACAACAAGGCAUACUUUGUCGCGACGACCCGGCCGCAGUGGUAUAGCAACGGCAUCAACCCCGAAUUUGAACCAGCUUUAUACGGCGCAAUCGUCGCGUCUGCAGCCUCCCGCGCUUGCGCGCAAGGGAUCGGUCGCUGUGCUCACGCAGAACUCGCUCGCCGCCAUCCCCGAUGACUCGGAGGGCUACGCAUACAAGUCGGUCCUGACCAGCGACGCCGAAACCAUGCCGAUGCCCAACACCCCGGGCCGCUUCGGCGGCGGAGACGAGGUCGCCAUCGGUGAUACGGUUGAGGUACCAGGAAACAUGACGGGCACCGUCCGUUUCAUUGGGCCAGUUGCCGGCCGCAAGGGCACCUUCGCCGGUGUCGAGCUGCAUCCCGAGUACGCGAACAGGGGGAAGAACAGCGGCGAUGUCGACGGUGUUUACUACUUCACGACGUCCCAGCCGGGCUCCGGCAUCUUCCUCCCCCUGGCUAAGGCCAUCAAGCGCGAUUCGUCCUCGAUUUCCGGGAGCUCGUUUCCAAUGACACCAGCAAGCGGCGGGUUAAAGGUGGCGAGCCAGAACUCGACCAACUUCACACCUCCUACUCCGGGCGUGCCCAAGUUCAGUCAGUCCGCCGGCCCCGGACGCGCCCCGAGCCCACUCGGGAAGAAGGUCCGCCCGUCGUUGCCGCGUCCAGAGUCGCCUGUUCGGAGGCUCAUGACGCCGGGCUUUCGCCCUACGAUCGCCACGCCGGCGCCGAAAACUGGCCCUCCCAGGUUCGGCAGCCCAACCUCUGCCAAUAAGUUCGCUCAGAGCGUCCGCAGCACGACCGGCGAUCCCAGCAAACGAGCACCGAGCCAUACCCGGCAGGGCAGCGUUGGACCGCGUAGUGUCUCGGCCCUCGGAACCACGUCGAACCCACACUAUGCCGACGACGACACCAUCGGUCCCGUCUCGUCCUUCUCAUUGAAGGUGCGGCCGGCGUCUAGAGCGAUGUCGCGAGCUGGCACUCACGCCAAUGACGAAGAAAUCGAGAGGCUUAGGGCGGAGCUGGAGGACCGGGACCGGCAACUCAAGGAGCAGGCUGCAACACUGGCCGAGAUGGAGAGCAGUCUGACAGAGCUUCAGGGGUUGAUUGAGAACUCGGAGGCGCCGCCAGCGCAGCGACGAAGCAGCAUUGAUGACAAAGACGCGGGACAGCUUCGGGCACUGCUGAGAGAGAAGAACGAUAAGAUUGCCAUGCUCACGGCCGAGUUUGACGCCCACCGAGCCGACUUCCGCAGCACUAUUGAUACGCUAGAGAUGGCGAGCGCGGAGACAGAGCGGGUGUACGAGAAGAGGAUCGAGGAACUGAUGCAGGAAAUUCAAGAGCUCCAAGAUAGGACCGCCGACGUUGACACGAUUGCAGCGCAGUUGAAGCAACUGGAGGAGCUCGUCCAGGAGCUCGAAGAAGGACUCGAAGACGCUAGGAGAGGAGAGGCUGAGGCGCGGGGUGAGGUCGAGUUCCUGCGCGGGGAGGUAGAGCGAACGCGUGCGGAGCUCCGCCGCGAACGGGAGAAGGCCCAGUCCGCGAUCAACGGCGCUAACGGCACUGCGAACGGCGGGGCCAUGUCUAAAGAGCUAGAACAAAAGGAGGACGAGAUCAGAGGGCUCAAAGCGAUCAUUCACUCGCUCAGCAGGGACUCGGUUCCAAACGACAACCGGGACCAGACUCCCACCCAGCGGCACUCCUCUUUCCGCUCGCACCCAGGCGAACCCAUCGAGGACCGGCUCACCCGCGAGAAGCUUGAGCGCGAAGUCGCUGAGCUCCGUGGCUUGGUUGAGAGUAAGAGCGCCAGCAUAGAGCAACUCGAGCGCGAGCUGGAGGCCGUUCGUCGUGAAAGCGCCAUGACGUCCGGGGGCCCAGCAGGACAACGCAGCAGCACCAUGACGGUGGGCAGCGCCGCCAACGACCGGAACUCGAUCCGCGACUCGAGGAGCACCGUUAUCGCACCGCCCAGCAACAACAAUUCGGAACUCCAACGGCACAAGGGUGUCCCCCCACCGAGCGAGAAUCACACGAUGACGCUGGAAGCCAUGCCCGAGAGUGAUACCUACAGCACUGCCACGGAAAACUCGACACUCUGGUGCGAGAUUUGCGAGACGUCUGGCCAUGACAUCCUGACGUGCACCAACGUCUUUGGCCCGGAGCAUCAAACGAAGGGCAGCAGCAACAGCAACAACAACAAUAGCAACCCCGAUGGGAAAAGGGAGGAUGGUGGCCAGGAGGAUGACGAGUUUCACGAAGCCGUUAGCGCGGCAGGUAUCAAGCCGGCCCCUCUAUCUCCUCUCAAGCCGUCGUCCAAGCCUGCUGCCACACCGCCCACUGCGACCGCUCCGACGUUCGCGUCAGCUGCAGCCCCGGCUCCGCUAGCUCCAGCGGGUACCCGAACGAUCCCUAACCCGAUGGAGUCGGGCCCCGUAGCGGGCAAGAACAGCGGCGUGGUGGAUGCCGGCAAGUGGUGUGCCCUGUGCGAGAGGGACGGACAUGAUAGCGUGGACUGCCCUUUCGAGGACGCGUUUUAGUAGAGUCGCGAAGGGGCGACUGUGACUUGCUGUCUGGGGCGCAGUGUAUGAAGCGCCUUUUGUUGUUCUUCGAGUGACUAGUUACCAUUCCUACUAACCCCUCCUGGGAUGCCUCAACGAAGAGCGGGCUUGUUGGGAAAGCGAGACAAAAAAAAAUCCAAGCUCGGGCGUCAAGGACAUUGUUCUUUAUUUUGUCGAAUAGGGCAUUUGUAAUUGAAUUGAUUAUCGUCAGGGAGCCUGCUGUGCCGUCUUUUUUCGUCCAAGGGGAAACUUAAGGUUUGCAGCCAGCUGUGCUGUAUCUUCAAAAGAAAUUCCGCAUCUGGUCAGGUGGUUGCUGGAAUAUCAACAUCAGCGGAUGACUUGACCAAUUUUAGCAAAGAGGCUGUGGACCUCCAUCCAAGGAUAACUAAUCCGUACUCCGUAACGUUACCUUGUGCAUCGGUCACAGCUCAGCU